Ixodes scapularis (black-legged tick) is the source of this 2268-nucleotide messenger RNA. RefSeq names its product neprilysin-1. The coding region runs from base 1 to 2256 and encodes 751 amino acids. The transcript is spliced from 21 exons. Gene Ontology annotation, cellular component: plasma membrane. Gene Ontology annotation, molecular function: metalloendopeptidase activity. Gene Ontology annotation, biological process: protein processing. The record is from RefSeq and is a predicted model, not a curated record. Lineage: Eukaryota; Metazoa; Arthropoda; Arachnida; Ixodida; Ixodidae.
AUGGAUGUACAGAUCUUCAAAGGUCAGGCCAAGGCGGACAGCUUCCUCAACACCUGCGUGACUGUCGUUGCCAUACUGAUCGUGAUCACUCUCAUCGUGAUGGUCGUCAUCGUGCUCAAGUGCUUCAACGUCUCGGACGACGGGUGCCCAAGACCGCCCACGUCCUUUCGGGACACCAACAACUCGCUGGCUUGCGAAAGUGAUGAAUGCAAGAAUUACGCGAUGACGAUGCGCGGAACGAUAGUGAAUUAUCUGGAACCUUGCGAGGAUUUUUUCGAGUUCGUUUGCGGCGGCUGGAUGAAGAUGGCCAAGGUGCCUUCCGACGAAGUUCUCAAGAGCGUCGUCACGGACAUGCACCGGAGGGUAGAAGACGAAAUUUCAGAAAUCUUGAACAACACCGUAAUUUCAUACCGAGGUCAGACGGCAGCUCAAAAAUCAUCUGCGCUUUACCAGGGCUGCAUUAAUAUUGACCUGCGCAACAGUAAGGGCACCAAGCCCCUGGAAGACCUGCUGGCCCGCUACGACAUGCCGCACUGGCCCGUGGUGAACAGGACGGCGAACUUCCGGGUCUUCUACCUACUCGGCAACGCCAUCCGGGACUUGGGCAUUGACGCGCUCAUAUCGGUCAAGGUGGACCUGGAUUACCACAACAGCGAACGUUACAUCCUCUACAUCGGACAGCCGACCUUCGGAGUCGAGCCCUUAAUCCUGCGGGGCAGGUUCAGGAGCCCGUUCUUUCGUAUCCUUCACCGCUACAAGCUGUACGUCUAUCGAUGCGCAUGUUUACUCGGGGCAAACGUGGCAGCCACAGACAUCGUUAACGAGAUUGUGUCCUUCGAAGCACAGCUAGCCUCUAUUGCGGAACCUCCGAAUGUCAUGCGGAAUCCAAGAAGUAUGUACAACCUGAUGUCUUUGAAGAUGCUGGAAAGUGCCAUACCCGAGAUUCGUUGGACCUACUUCUUAAAUAUAAUACUUCGAGACGUCGGCGUUUCUCUUGACCUCGAUGACCAUGUGGUUGUCAUGCAUCCACUCUAUCUUAAGAGGCUCUCACGUCUCAUUAAAGGUGUGCCCAGCUCCACCGUGGCGAAUUACAUCGGCUGGCGCAUCGUGCACUCGAUGGGCGUCCACACGCUGGACCGGUUCCGACAAUCCCUGUUCCGGUUCAACCGGUUCCGGUACCUGGUGCAGGACAUUCCCCAGCUGCCGCGGGAAUGCGUUCGCCUUACCAACAAGCUGCUGUACUUCGCCGUCGGGAGGCAGUACUUCGACAGGCACAUAACCAAGCCGGCUGACCGGUACAGGAAGGUGUACGACCUGGCCGAGGAGGUUCGAGAUGCCUUCGCCGUCUUGAUCGAUCUCAACACCUGGAUGGAUCCCGAAACCAAAGACAGAGCAAGGCAGAAGCUCCACUACCUCCAGCUGAACAUUGGCUAUCCCCCAUGGAUCAGAAGCGACCGAGACCUGGACGAGUACUACAAGGACCUACCAGACCUGAGGAAGGAGGAGUUCUUUGUGAGCCUCUUGCGAACUCUCCGGGUCUACAGUCGCAUUCAGUUCUCCAGGCUGAGGAAGUUCAAGAGGUCGCUCGACUUCGGAUGGUACCCGAGCACGGUGGAUGGCUCCAUGUAUUACAGCCACCUGGGAAACUACUUGCUUUUACCCGUGGAUUACCUGCAGUUCCCAUUUUUUCUGCUUGAAAUGCCCCCACCCAUCAACUUCGGAGCGAUUGGCUCUAUCCUCGGCGAAGAACUCACGCAUGGCUUCGGAGAACACGGAGCCAUGUAUGACGACCGAGGGAAGUUGGUGGAGUGGUGGACCCGCUCGACGCACCGAAAGUACGUCACGGGUGCCCGCUGCAUCUCGGAGCAAUACGACCUGUACAACAACCCGGUGACGGGAAGGAAGCUGAAUGUCAACGGAACGUUGGAGAGCAGCAUUGCAGACAACGCCGGUUUGCGACAAGCUUUCAAGGCGUAUCGUGUCUACAUGACGAAGUACGAAGAGAAGUACGGCAUUUAUUCCAUCCCAGGAACGGAGCCCUACACUAUGGAUCAAUUAUUCUUCAUUGCCUAUGCUCUCUCAAGGUGUGAAGUUGCGAGGAAAAGAUCCAUGUACUUCUUCCUGAAGCCUCGGGAUGCAAUACCCAAUAGGUUCAGGACAAUCAUUCCGCUGAUGAACUUCGAGCGUUUCGCGGAUGCAUUCGGGUGCAGAGUCGGGACCAUCAUGAACCCCGAACAGAAAUGCAUUGUCUGGUAAUCAGAAGAAACC